AUGGUCGAGCUCCGUAAACGCCCUCCUCCAAAGGAAACGGCGACGCCGGCACCAGCGGCCAAACGAGGUGGCGCCAUCAAGAAACUGGCGGAGAAGGCAAAGAAUGCCAUCUCUUCCAAGGGUGCUGGCGGGCAGAAGAAGGCUGCCGCUGCCCCUGUCCCUGCGGCGCCCGCCCCAGAAGCGAACGGCAGCGCAGGCAAAGACGCGAAAAUUGCUGUCGGGGACACCAUCGCUCUCGACGGGUUUGGAGGCACAGUUCAGACCCAUGACGGCACUAGCGUGACGUUCAAGGAGUUGCUGGACAAGAGUGGCAACGGUGUCGCUCUGUUCACCUACCCCAGGGCGAGUACGCCGGGUUGCACCAAUCAAGCUUGUCUCUUCCGCGACAACUACGAUGCCAUUACUGGCGCCUCGUUGUCAGUGUUCGGCCUCAGCACCGACAGUCCCAAGGCCAACACCACCUUUGCUGUUAAACAAAAGCUGCCUUAUCAACUCUUGUGCGAUCCUAACGCCACAUUGACAUCCGCUAUCGGCAUGAAGAAACCUGGUCCGGGUAAGUCAACUACACGAGGCGUCGUGGUCAUCGACAAACAAGGUAUUGUCCGUGUCUGGGAACAGGCCGGUCCCGCAAAAACUUUGGAUGCUGUGCUCGAAUAUAUCAAGACGUCAGGGCCAACCCAGACCGGCGAGACAGCAGUUGCGGAUGCACCUCCGGCUGAGGUCCCCGUUGUAUCCGUAGACGAGGUCAAGUCGGACGAUCCUGUCGCACCAGAGAACAAGCUUGAAUUGGCGGAUCCCGACACCAAAAUGGACGAGGUUCCCUUGAUCACGACUCCGUCCAGGGAGGAACAGGAGGCUGCCACUACUGCAGCUGAGGUCGGUGAGACUGCAGCCAAAAUUGAUGCUGCUGUCGGUGAGCUCAAGUCUUAA
Capronia epimyces CBS 606.96 is the source of this 930-nucleotide messenger RNA. RefSeq lists its product as uncharacterized. The transcript has 3 exons. The record is from RefSeq and is a predicted model, not a curated record. Bases 1 to 930 code for a protein of 309 amino acids. Gene Ontology annotation, molecular function: thioredoxin peroxidase activity. Gene Ontology annotation, biological process: cellular response to oxidative stress; cell redox homeostasis. NCBI's taxonomy places the organism in Eukaryota, Fungi, Ascomycota, Eurotiomycetes, Chaetothyriales, Herpotrichiellaceae. Gene Ontology annotation, cellular component: cytoplasm.